Molecule: messenger RNA, 5823 nt
Organism: Umbelopsis ramanniana AG
Lineage: Eukaryota; Fungi; Mucoromycota; Umbelopsidomycetes; Umbelopsidales; Umbelopsidaceae
Exons: 12
Coding region: 209-5605 (1798 amino acids)
Biological process (GO): proteasome-mediated ubiquitin-dependent protein catabolic process; protein polyubiquitination
Cellular component (GO): nuclear speck
Molecular function (GO): ubiquitin protein ligase activity
Source: RefSeq, a predicted model, not a curated record
GCCUGCCUGAAAUUUGCUGCUGACUGAGCAUUUUCGUUUGGGUUUGCUGCUCUAUUAAUUCUCUCCUGCUACCGUUUGAAUUCUUCUCUACACGCUUUUGUACCAAGCAUUCUGAGAUCUUUCCACACCACAUUCACACACACAACUCAGUGCGUGCAAGUGUUUAUAUUGAGAGCUCAUUAAGAAGCCUACCUACCCCCACUUUUUUAUGGACCGAUCACGUUCUAGCAACUCUCAGAAAGUAAAAAGGACCACUCUUGCUAGCUCUCCCCAUAAACCCUCUUUAUCAGACACAGACACCGCAGCAACCACCAGCCCUUGCCAUUCCAGCAAGGAUCUUCGAAAGCAACCUAGCACCAGUUCCUCGUCAAACUUGAUUUCAGACCAAAGCACGUCAGCCAGUAACUCCACACGCAAGCGGAAUAGAACCACCAACUCUAAUUCUAGUAGAAAAUUACCACGAACCGAACUCACUGCUCGUAAGCGACAACUUUCCCCCAAGAAGAAGGCGAACCAAAAAGGCAAAGACGCAGUCCAGAGUACUGUUAUGUCUGGCAAUAAACGUGGACAUAGACAAACUAGUAAAAAAUACAUGUCCUCCAACGACGAUGACAUUCUUUUAGAUGUCAAAACCAAAGGCAAGGCCAAGGCCAGCUCGUCAUCCAAUGGAACGGGGAAGAACAUUGAACGACGAGUGGGCAGAGCCGGAAGUCGUGCAGCCAAGAAACAAGCUGAUCCUAAAACACUGGAUGCUACCGAUGAACAAGAAGAGAGCAACAAUGACGCCAUCUCUCGGUUUACCAGCUUGUUCAGUCAUGCAGACAGUGACACCGUACAACAUGCAUUGGAGGAUGAAAAUUAUUCCGAAGACGAAGAUGGCGAUGUGCAUAUGCAUACCUUUGACGAUGCCGUUGAAGAAGAGUAUGACGACGACGAUGAUGAUCCAGAGGAGGAAGAUGAACACGUAGAGGACGACGAAGAAGAUGAUGAUGAUGAGGAGGAGGACGAGGAGGAUACCAAGGAUGAGUUUGACUUUACUGGUGCCGAAGGUGACAUGCCGGCUGAUAUGCGACGAUUCUUCGCCAGUAUGCGUUUGGCUGAACUGCUUUCUGUCAGCACGGAAGAUACUCUGGCUGGCAUUUUCAACUCCGAACCGUAUGUGAAAGAAUUAGUUCAUAUUCUCAAAGGCAGCGAGUCCAUGAUUGGCCACGACGACAUUGACGAUGCAACCUUGGCUGCCAUUAUGGCUAGUGGUGGAGAUUUUGGCGCUGGUAAUCCUGAAAUGAUGUUGUUGGCUUGUCGAUGUAUCUCCAACCUCAUCGAAGCCAUGCCAAGCGCUAUGGGCACUGUCGUCUACAGUGGUGCUGUGCCAGUCCUUUGCCAAAAGCUGAAAGAGAUUCAAUAUAUCGACUUGGCUGAGCAAGCCCUUAGUACCCUUGAAAAAAUAUCGGCAGAAUUUCCAAACGCUGUGGUUCGAGAAGGUGGAUUGAGCGCCUCCCUCAUGUAUAUAGAUUUCUUCAAUACCCAUGUACAAAGAACCGCCCUCACUAUCGCCGCCAAUUGUUGUCGCAAUAUUUCAUCGGAUGCCUUUGCACAGGUACAGGACAUUGUACCCAUUCUCACCAAUACCAUCACCUAUUCCGAUCAACGAGUGGUAGAGCAAUCAUGUCUUUGCUGGCUUCGACUGGCCAAGAGUUUCAAGAACCAAAGGGAAUCGUUGGAAGCCAUAGUUUCAGAAGACUUGCUAAAAACCAUGGUCGGAUUUAUUGCUGGAUCGGGGUCGUCCAACUCCAUUGGCCCACAAGUGUUUAGCAGUCUGAUGCAAUUCCUCAGCAUUGUUGCUAAAAGCUCACCCACCUUACGCAUCAAACUUCUUAGCGAGAAUAUCAUUGAUAUUUUAUUCCACAUUCUCACCGGUGGUGUCGCCCCGCCUACGGAAGACCUUCAGUCCACUAUUGUCGUCUCCUCCAUUGCGCCCAAAUCCAACAAUGCUAUCUUUGAGAUCUUGGAUAUUCUGGUAGGAUUGUUACCUGACCUACCUACGGAUGGCAUUUUCAGCACCAAACCUCAAGCACUACUCAAGCCCGAUGGCACGCCAGUAGAGGCACCCAUCGCUAGCAGAACCCGAUCAUCCCAUAGUCGGACCAAUAGUGAUGAAGUUACUGUGGAUGAAUCAACCGCAUUAUGGAGGGAACGACCUCAUAUUGCUGAACGUAUAUGUCAGAUUAUGGUCCCUACUAUGUUUGAAGUGUAUUCUUCUACCGUUAACCUACAAAUUCGACAAGUCGUCAUGACCAUGUUGCUGAAAAUCAUCUACUUUUCCGAUACCCAAGUCCUUGAGCGUGUUCUCAUUACCAUUCCUUUGGCUGGAUUUAUCGCUGGUGUGUUGGCGCAAAAGGAGCAUUCAUCCUUGGUUGUUACCGCCCUGCAAUUGGCUGACCUCCUGUUGACUAAAUUACCUUCGCUGUAUACAUCGCAUUUCGAAACCGAAGGUGUUAUUUUUGAAAUCCGUCGUUUGGCCAGCUCGUGUGAUGACAAACAAGCCAGUUCAGAAGAAACCAAGGCAUCGUCGUCCUCUACCAGUUCAGAAAAACCACCCACCACCGCGGAGGAAGAGGUCCAAGACUCUAGUCAAGCGUCUGCAGCUGACAAGUUAGAAUCCGAAUUGCAGGCUAUCUUUGGCGACCGGGAAUUAGAUGUCUCCUUCACUUCGGGGAUGCGUCUAUUUGAUCGUCUCAAGAAAUCAUCGACCUCGGGCAAUAAGAGUCAAGGAGACACGCAAGAAUGGCUCAGUGUAACUGCGCAAAACUUUCUCAUCCUGUACUCUAAUACCACCAAGAUUAGCGAAGCAUCUCACACUGAGGGUACCGACCAUUUGAAACAUGUAGCGGAAUGUCUCCAGGGCCGUAGCCAAGACAUGACGCCUAAAGCCGCUUUACAAGAGAUUGCCGCCAGGUACAGAUCUGGAUCAGGUAUCAGCUCUUUUGAGUUGAUGAACACAGGUUUGAUCGACGGCCUUUUAUCGUAUGUAACCACAACUGGAACCGAAGAUGCUGAGCUCAACUAUCGACACCACAUGUUCAUGCAUGUUUUCAUGGGUGGACCUGAUCCUGACUCCAAAGACCAUGACCUUCAUGCUACCACCACCGAGGAAACGACCAAUGUUUUCCAUGUUCUUGUCAGCAAAUUGCAAGAUUCUUUGAACAGAUUGGAAUCCUUUGAAGUCGUCACCCCUUACCAAGGCCCUGUAGAUGAUAUGCGACGAAAUCCUACAGGCAUGUUGGCCAAACAAUUGAGGCUGAAGUUGACUGGAGAUGGAAGUGAUAUACCUAGAGCAUACCAGAAUCUAAUCGUGUCUGUGCAUGCUGUUGCCACGUUCAAAGCCAUUGAUGAAUACCUGCGACCAAGGAUAUCAAGAACUUCCCUGGAGUCUCGUGAUAAACUUCGAGCAGGGAUUUCUCGACGACAACGGAAGAACAAGGAGGCUGAUGCAACUGAGUCCACGACCUCGCAAGCUUCCGAAAAGCCAGAGGAAGCGUCCGACGCUGCGUCCAAAGAUGUUGCCGCUGAUGAAAAACAGGUACCGGCCAAUGACAGUGUCGAGUCCAGUGACGAUGUAACUGCAGGUGAGAUCGGAACCGACACACCGGUCAGCGAACGAACGGUGGAGAUGGAGAUCACAGAUGAAGGGGUGGCUACGAAGGAAGAUCGAUCAGCAACGUCAAGUGUAGCCUCUGAGAAACGAAGCAAACCAGAAUCGUAUUCAGCAGCCUUGAGUAUGAGCAGCAAAGACUGGCAUAUUGAAUUCGCCAUUGACGAUAUCCCCAUCACCGUUGACACCACCAUCUAUGGAGCCAUUCAUCAAUAUGAAAAACGGUUAGGGAACAGCCGUAACGUAUGGACCGCGACCUAUCCCAUUACCUACAAGAAAAUUGCUGGUGAAAGUCCGGCCAAGGACACCAAACCCGAGGUCAAUGAGACCAACGUAUCUCCGUUUGUAGUAUCGGACAUGCCAAGUGGUCAAGAUGAAUGCAGCAAGAUCCUACACCUUUUACGAGCGCUGGAUAGUAUCAAUGCUCGAUGGCCUGAAUUAUACAAUGGCGAUGCCGAUAUUCGUCGGUCCAAAUCCAGCAUCAAAACCCUGUUCAAGCAUGAUUUCCAUAACCGCAAACUCACAGCCAAGCUCAACCGACAGUUGGACGAACCAUUGAUCGUAGCGAGCUCCUGUCUACCGGAAUGGUGUUAUGAUUUGGCCAAAGGGUUCCCAUUCCUCUUCCCGUUUGAGACGCGGUACCUGUUCUUACAAAGCACGUCCUUUGGUUACUCUAGGUCGAUGAACCGUUGGAUGAACCAACAGGCUCGUGGCGGGUCACUGGAUACAAGACGAGAUGAAAAUCAGCCUUUCUUGGGUCGUAUUGACCGACAGAAAGUCCGUAUCUCUCGAUCGAGAAUGCUAGAGUCGGCCGUCAAAGUUCUCGAACUGUAUGGCAAAUCUCAAUCUGUUCUAGAAGUUGAAUAUUUCGAUGAAGAAGGCACUGGUUUAGGUCCUACAUUGGAAUUCUAUGCUAUCAUCUCCAAGCAGUUCUGUAAAAAGUCCAUUCAUAUGUGGAGAGAUGAUGACGAUAAAGAUGGUAGCCAAUACGUAGGUGCCAAGCUUGGAUUAUUCCCUAGGCCAAUGUCGGCUACUGUGGCCAAUUCGGACAAAGGAAGAAAAAUCAUCAAUCUCUUCAAAGUCCUUGGUCAGUUCGUCAGCAAGGCCAUGCUGGACUCUCGCAACAUUGACAUUCCUUUCAAUCCUAUUUUCCUAGCCAAGAUCCUGGAUCCGGCUUACGCCACUGACAUAACCACCAUAAUGGAAAUUGAUGCUCCACUUGCCAAUUCGCUACUACAGCUACAGUCCUUUGUAAACCAAAAGCACGCCGUGUAUGCUACUGGACAAGCACCGUAUGAUACAGCGCUGGCUUCCAUUCAAGUACAAGGAGCUACCCUGGAUGACCUUUGCUUGGACUUCACUUUACCUGGAGACAGUGACAUGGAGCUCAAGGCCAACGGGUCCCAGAUUCCAGUGACGAUUCACAAUGUGGAUGAAUAUUUGGGUCUGGUGAUGGAAGCGGUGACUGGGUCUGGUAUUGCUCGUCAAGUGGAAGCCUUCCGAUCUGGGUUCGAUGGCGUGUUCCCUGUCAAUGACUUGCGGCUGUUUUCUCCCGAUGAAUUGGCAUCCUUAUUUGGAAAAACUGUCGAAGACUGGAGUUAUACAACGUUGGUUGACGCCAUCAAGGCGGACCACGGCUACAACAUGGAGAGCAAAUCCAUCAAGUCUUUGGUGGAAAUCAUGACGGAGUUCACCAUGGAAGAACGUCGAGAGUUCCUUCAGUUCAUCACCGGUAGUCCCAAGCUACCCAUUGGAGGUUGGAAGAAUCUUAACCCUAUGUUUACCAUUGUUCGCAAACCGCAUGAACCCCCUCUCACUUCCGACGACUACUUGCCCUCCGUCAUGACGUGCGUUAAUUAUCUCAAGCUGCCCGAUUACUCUGGCAAAGAUACCAUGCGCCAACGUCUAUUGACGUCCAUCACCGAAGGCAAGGGAAGCUUCCUCCUCUCGUAACCCUGUAUACACCGUUUUUCUUCCACCCAGGCAGCCAGCAUCCCCCCCUUUUACAACCACCUGGUUCAUUCGUUUCCAAGCUCCUUGUUUGAAAUAUUUUCCUCUUUGUCUUUUCUCAACAACCUGCUUUUUCGUCCUCCAGCAUGUAUAAUAGUGCACUUGGUCCUCUGAACGAUCAAACUAGAAAAUGAAAAAAAAUCCCGAAAAAAAAAAAAAUU